AUUUUAGCCGUUUCCGCUCUGAUAGCUUGCGCUCAAGCAGGUAUCUUUGAUCUUGGACACCAAUCUACAUCUUAUUCUGAUGCUCCAAUUGCUCAUUAUGAAGCUCCGAUCCAUAACUACAAUGUAGUUCCAGCAGCUCGCUACACCACUCCAGUUUACAAGACAGUUCAAAAGAAAGUCUAUCCGGAUACUUAUGCACAGUAUUCGUAUGGAUAUGGUGUCCAAGAUCCUAGCACCGGUGACUACAAGAACCAACAUGAGGAACGCGAUGGAGAUGUAGUUAGAGGAUACUACUCUUUGGUCCAACCUGAUGGUGUUACUCGGAUUGUCCACUAUACGGCCGAUGCUCUUCACGGUUUCAGAGCUCAUGUUGAAUAUAAAGGACAGCCAAUUGUACAGACUAAAGUCUUUGUUCCAGUCAAGACCCUAGUCCCUCAAUACCCUGGUUACCAUCAUUAA
Messenger RNA from Nicrophorus vespilloides, 459 nucleotides. RefSeq names its product larval cuticle protein A2B-like. The annotation marks the transcript as partial. The record is from RefSeq and is a predicted model, not a curated record. Gene Ontology annotation, cellular component: extracellular matrix. Lineage: Eukaryota; Metazoa; Arthropoda; Insecta; Coleoptera; Silphidae. The transcript has a single exon.